GAAAGUGCUGGUCCGAGAAAGUAAAGACUAAAGAAGCAGAGCCACGAGAGCAACACUGUGUUUGCGCUUCCGUUUUUUUUUUGUUUCCGAAGCAGAAAUCGAAACGGCAAUCGCAGAGCUCUUCAGUUCCUGCCAGCCUCACUUCAUCAGCGCGGAAUCGGUCAAUAAUCAGGGUCUCCGUUUGGGGAGGAUGACGACUCUCGGUAAGGAGCUGGUCUUCUUGAUCCUGCAGUUCCUUGAGGAAGAAGGUUUUAAAGAGGCUGCUCGAGUGCUCGAGCGGAGUAGCGGUUAUUUCUUCAAUAUGGAGCAUUUUGAGGAAUUGGUUCUAAAGGGGGACUGGGUUGGGGCUGAGAAGUAUCUUUCUGGGUUCACUAAGUUUGAGGAUAAUAAGUACUCAACCAAGAUCUAUUUUGAAAUGAGGAAGCAGAAUUUCCUCGAGUCAUUAGAUAACAAUGAUAGAGCCAAGGCAUUAGACAUCCUCUUCAAUGAUUUGAAAGUUUUUUCCUCGGAUAACAAGGAAUUGUACAACGAGAUGACACAGCUCUUGACCUUAAACAAUAUAAGGGAACAUGGGUCACUCUCAAUGUAUGGUGAUACUGAAACUGCAAGAACAAUUGUGGUGCAAGAACUCAAGAAAAUCAUCAGGGCGAAUCCCAUUUUUCAUGGAAAAGUGGAUUUUCCCAGCAUCAGAACUCAAAGGUUACGGCGUCUUAUUAACCAAAGCUUGAAUUGGCAGCAUUUACAAUGUAAAGAUCCCCAGCCAAAUCCUGAUAUAAGAACCCUUUUUGUGGAUCAUGUUUGUACACCUCCGCAUGAACAUAUUCCUUUCUUGUUGAAUGCUGUUAUUCCUAAGUGUGCAUCUGCCAGUGUGACUUCAACUGUUACUAACUCUGGGAUCUCUGGUGCCACCCUUUGCCCUGUGGCCACCACGGAUCAUCUUGAGACAGACGCUGCAUCCCAAAAAUCAUCAUAUCUCACAGCUGAUAGGGACACACAAAACGUUACUCCCUCUGGUCAAAGUUCUGUGGUUUCUCCUGUUGAUUUGCGUGAGAAUCAUACAGGAAACUCUGUGCUUGGGAGUCAUCGACUGACAAGCAUCACUGACUUUCCAAAGAAGGUCGUGAAAAUAUUGACUGAGGACUCAUCUCAAACAAGCAUGGACUUCCAUCCUGCUCAGCAUACUCUUCUACUAGUUGGAACUAGCACGGGAGACAUAAGUUUGUGGGAGGUCGCUUCUGGUCAAAAGUUGUUUGGAGGGAAUUUCAAGGUUUGGGAUAUAAGUGCAUGCACAAUGGCAUUCAAGACUGCUCUGCUUAAAGAUCCGCGAAUGUCUGUCAACCGCGCUGCUUGGAGUCCUGAUGGCUCUAUUUUUGGUGUUGCAUAUUCAAAACACAUAGUACAGAUGUAUGCUUACCAUGGUGGCAACGACGUGCGGCAGAAACUGGAAAUCGAUGCUCAUGUUGGUGGUGUCAAUGAUCUUGCAUUUGCUGCCCCUCAUAAACAACUUUUAGUCAUAACAUGUGGUGACGAUGGAGCAAUUCAGGCAUGGGACAUGACCACUGGUGGUAGAAUCUAUAAAUUUGAAGGCCACAAUGCAUCAGUUUAUUCACUCUGCCCCCGCACCAAGAACAACAUUCAUUUCUUCUUUUCCACUUCAGUGGAUGGAAACAUAAAAGCAUGGCUCUAUGAUGAUUUGGGACCUAGAGUCGAUUAUGAUGCCCCUGGUCGGGCUAGGACAUCAAUGGCUUACACUUCUGAUGGUCAAAGGCUUCUUUCUUGUGGAACCAGUAGUUCUGGAGAGUCAUUCCUUGUUGAAUGGGAUGAAAGUGAAGGAGCUAUCAAAAGAAGCUACCGAGGAUUGCAGAAGAGUUCUGCAGGUGCAGUUAAGUUUGAUAUAUUGAAGAACCAGUUUGUGGCUGCUGGGGAAGAAAAUGUAAUCAAGGUUUGGAAUUUGGACAAUGAUGAUGUUUUGACAACUAUUGAUGCCGAGGGAGGCUUACCUGAAAACCCACAAAUACGAUUCAAUAAGGAUGGAACCCUCUUGGCUGUUUAUGCAAAAGAAAACAAAAUCAAGGUCUUGGCAAGUGAUAGUGGUCUUCAGUUGCUUGGUAUAUGUGGAAGUGGUUCUCAAGGGUCUUCCAGAGUGGUUGGGGAGGAAGGAGACACAGUAAACAGGGAGGCUUUGAAUUUGAACCUUACUGAGGAAGAUAAUACAGGAAAAAGUAGGAAACCUUUUGAAUCCUACAGACGUUCUCAAUGCCAAAGCUUGUUACUGCCUUCUCAUGUGAAUGUAGAGAAGAUAUCAAGGUUGAUUUACGGGAGUGCAGGUAAUGCUGUUUUGGCAUUAGCAUCAAAUGGGAUUCAUUUGUUAUGGAAAUGGCCAGUUAAUGUUCUCAAUUUGACCGGGCAGGCAACUGCCAAAGUUCCUCCUGAACUAGUGAAACGAAGGAACUCCUCAACAACACUGAUGAAAAACGAACUUACUGCAAACCCUGAGGCUAUCCCAUGUUUUGCUUUGUCAAAGAAUGAUUGCUAUCUCAUAUCAUCAUCAGGAGGGAAAAUUUCCCUUUUCAACGUGCUAACAUUCAAGGUAAAAAAAAGAAACCAUAACCAAAACCACAUUGUAUUCACUCACUGGUAGAAUUUAAAACAUGCAAAACCAAUUAUUUUGCACUUUGCAUCGACUUCAUCAAAUCUGGGCUUCUUUUCUUGCUGUUAACACCCUUGGGCGAUAUCCAAAGACUAUGGUGUCUAUCACGCCUCCGUCCUCGGCAGCUACAUGUCUUGCUUUCCACCCCAUAGAUAACAACAUUGUUGCCAUAGGGAGGGCUGAUUCCACAAUUCUUACCUACAACGUCCGUCUCAACAAGACUGUUAGUGUACUGUCUGGUCAUACUGGAAGGAUCUCUGGGCUUGCCUUUUCAAACACUCUGAACAUGCUGGUGUCUACUGCAGCAGAUGCUCAGAUUAUUGUAUGGGAUGCUGAAAACUUUGCAAGACAAGGAAGCAGAAGAUUGCUGGAGUUUCCAGAUGGAGUGGAGUCAGAUACCAGUGUCCAAUUUCACCCUGACCAGACACAACUCCUUGUAGUACACAAGUCCUAUAUGGGAGUCCUGUCGGCCCACAACUUAGAAUGUGAUGCGAAGUGGAUUCCUGGAGAUUCCACCCCAAUUUCUGGGGCUACAUUUUCAUGUGACGGCCACAAAGUAUACGCUGGCUUUAUGGAUGGGACUGUGGGCAUAUUUGCUUCAUCAUCUCUCCAGUUGUUUUGUCAGAUUGCUCUUCACACUAUUCUUCCUUCUAGUUCAAGCUUGGAUGUUUAUCCUGCCUCCAUUGCAGCUCACCCGCAAAAGCCAGACCAGUUUGUAGUGGGACUAACAAGUGGUGAAGUCGUGGUGAUUGAGCCUCCAGGUCCAGGUACUGAAUGGUGGGUGGAUUGUUCAGAUGAUGCGGUUUGAGAAAGAAGCCAACUUCGUAGAACUCUCCCUUUAAUGUGUUAGACAAGAGAUCAGUUAUCUUGGUUAUUUGGCUUGCUUGGUAUAACCCACGGAGGGUGAUGAUUUGAGCUUUGUAACCAUAUCUUGUGGUCAUUUUGGUCCCAACUUCCUUCAUUUGCUUAGGCGGAUUUGCGUUAGUUGAUUUCUUCUUCUUCUUCUCCUCUAGUUGAAGACUGGGGCGAACCAACGUUUGUAGAUAAAAUAAGCACGCGCAAACAAGACAGUGUCGUCGAGGGAUUCAAACUUUUGAAAAGCAAUAGUAUAUCAAACCUCGUUGCCAUCCCGUCGAAA
This is a messenger RNA of Linum tenue, 3788 nucleotides long. The record is from the annotation of a GenBank genome assembly. Lineage: Eukaryota; Viridiplantae; Streptophyta; Magnoliopsida; Malpighiales; Linaceae.